CGUGGUGACACAAUAUUUCUGCAAUUGCCUUGCAGCUUCGUCCCAGGGCAUCAAAUCCUUGGAUAAACCGCUUGAAAUUAAACCCGCAAUUAGGUUUCGUUUCGUCUCAGUAUCAAAUUGAAUUCAAAAAUUUCUGCAUCAACGCGUAUAAUGAGUCUCUGAAAUCAUGAACAAAUCUAGUGAAUACAGAUGUGUAUUCAAUCACAUCGAUAUAGAUGGAAAUGGUAUGAUCUCUCCAUCAGAGCUGCAACGCUGCAUCGGAUUGAUCUGGAACCAAGGAAUUUUACUCGAAGAGAUUGAAGUUGCUGUGGAAUUGUCACAGGGAAACAACGGACAAUUAGGGUUUGAAGAUUUUGUUGGUUUAAUGGAAAGCGCAAAGGAAGAAGAGAAGCUUGAGGACUUGAGGAAAACUUUCAGAAUAUAUCAAAUGGAUGGGACUGAUUGCAUCACUCCGAAAAGCUUAAACAGGAUGCUGAAUCGACUCGGUGAGUCGAGAAGUGUGGAUGAGUGUGUUGGGAUGAUUAAUCGAUUUGAUCUCAAUGGUGAUGGAGUUCUCAACUUUGAUGAAUUCAAACAAAUGAUGCUUUGAGAUUUCGAAUCGUUUCAUCUAAUUUCACAUUCUUGUAUUAUGGAAUCCAUCCAUUUGGAAGAUGUAAAAAUGAAUUCAGAAUUCUUAUUCAAGUAUAUAGUAAAAGAAAUAAAAUAGAUAAUACACCUGGUGUUGAUGCCAUAAAAUAAAUCCAGUUUGAAUGCAUCUCAACAUAUUUUAAAUCAA
Messenger RNA from Lactuca sativa (garden lettuce), 775 nucleotides. The record is from RefSeq and is a predicted model, not a curated record. NCBI's taxonomy places the organism in Eukaryota, Viridiplantae, Streptophyta, Magnoliopsida, Asterales, Asteraceae.